GUACACUCGAAUGGACUUGGGUUUAAUCUACACUAGCUUCGGAUUUGACAGCACUUUGAAAGUACCCUUGCACCCCCUUGCAUGCUGCGAUCGAGGUUUCGUGUAAACCUAUCUAGUCGUACACCGGCUGCACAUUGACAUUGAACGCUCUGCCAAUUUCUAUACCAUUAUUUACUGAGCUAGCUGAGUCAUCGUAGUCUGGCCAGUCUUUUAUUGACUGACCAUCUGUAUUUCUGUACUAUUACUAUUACUUAGUGUAUUAUAAGUAUGCCUACUACACGGCGAAUAGUCAUCAUGAAAGCACUUAAAUCUCCCGUCUCGUGAAAGACUCGUACGCGUUGGCCAUUGAAUUGUUACGCGUCCAGCUAAUAAACCACAUAGCAGGAAUUUGGAGUGGUCUUCAUGAUCGAUGAGGUAAAAUUUACGGGGAAAGUGAUCGGAUGGACUGAGCUUAAUUGAUGUCGAUUGUCAGACCAACUUACACCGUCGACAGAAAGCAGUGAAUUAAUCAAGGCAAAAUGGUUCUAAUAAUGAUGACGUCAUGCGUAGUGGUCGGAUUAAUCAUUAUGCACCUGCGCAGCAUCCGGGUCCCAAAUGGACUGUCAGAACCUGGGAAAUAUCGUCUACUGAUGGCAUCGCUGGUCAUACCCAAAUUUUUUGAAAAUCUAUAUGUACUCUAUCACCAAGGCAACAUCUUUGCCCGUAUCAGAGCCAGGCGAUUCAUCAUCGAAAACAUCGAGCCUAAACCACUGGAGAAUGUCAAGGGAUCCAACAUCAGGUCAAGGGUCACGUACUUUGAUGGGGUCAAAGUUCGUGUGUAUGAACCCAUCAGGAGGAAGGAAGGUCUGCAGCCGGGUGUUAUUUUCAUUCACGGCGGAGGCAUGGUAACGGGGUCACCUGAUUCCUAUGACGGUCUGACGCGAACAAUGGCAGAACGACUCGACAUGUUCCUUGUUUCAAUCGACUAUCGGCUGGCCCCUGAGCAUCCUUUCCCCACCGGUUACUAUGACAAUCUGCGUGCCACCACGUGGUUCCUCAAGAACGCUCACACAUUCGGCGUUGACGUGCAACGGAUAGCCAUUUCCGGUGACAGCGCGGGUGGGAACUUCGCUGCCGGAGUCUCCCAAGCGAUCCACGAUGACGCCACCCUUCCCAACAUCAAGCUUCAAAUUCUUGUCUACCCUGGGCUCCAGCAGCUUGACUUUUACUCACACUCCUACCAGAAGUACGAGGCGGAGUUCGGUGAUCAUGGCGCGUUGACGCGGGGGAGAGUUAGCGACUUCGUUGCGCUGUAUCUCCACGGGAAGAUCGACUCGACAAUGGUGCACCGAUCAGUGCUCCUGAACGAUCACGUCUCGCAGGAUCUCCUGGACACCUCGCCCGUCUUCAAGUACGUCGAUCGGGAUCUGAUCCCGAAGGGGAUGCGCGUUUCCGAGAAGCACACCAAACAGUGGGAGGAGAUGGAGCGCCGAGCCGGGUCGGACGAAGUGUGGAACCACGUUCAGGAGUUCUAUCUCGAUCCGCGCUUCGCGCCGAUUGUCAGAGAUGACCUGAAAGGCUUACCUCAGGCAAUGAUAGUCACGUGCGGGUUCGAUUGUCUCAGAGACGAUGGGGUGCAUUACGCGAGGAGGCUGAGUGAUGCUGGGGUGAAAGUACACCACAAGGACUACGAGUCGGCUUUUCAUGGUGUGAUAUGGGCAACCAAAAAUGUGCAAUUCGAAGUCGGGAAAGAAAUGCUUAGUGACGUCAUUGAUUUUAUCUCAAAACACGUAUGAAAUACGAAUGAAUUAAUUUGUAGUCGAAUUACUGAAGAUCACAAUCUUGUUACUCAUAUACAGAACUACUCACCGUGAUGCCAUUUGAGUGGUGACUGAAGGUGGAAUUGUUGAAUCAGAAAGUACCACUUCCCUCCUAGAAUUCAUUAACGCGUCGUAUAACACUUUGGGACUGUUUCCUCCAAAUGUUUGAUUAUCGGGAGUUUUCGCUUUUACUCCGGGGGAAACUAUUUGAAAAUGCAAUUCAAAUCAAAAUGGAGAGCUGAGAGGCUUUUGUCGAAAGUUGGUGGACUGGGGCAGCAUGUCAUCAGAAGAUUUGCCUUGGAAGAACAAUUGCAAAUAAGUCGUUGUCCAGAGUCAAGAGAUUCUGAUGCUGUCCCGGUCCACCAACUUUCGACAAAAGCCUCUCAGCUCAUCAUUGUGAUUUGGCUUGUGUUUUCAAAGGAAUAAGCCAGUUCACGGCUAGCUCAUGAUCAACUUUUCUCAAUUGACCUUUGUGAUUUUUCAUUAGGAUAAGCACUAUCAUUUUCAAAUGUAGAUGUUGCGUAAGCUUUACCGGUAGAGUAUUCAAAUUCUAAGAACGAAAGGCAUUGUAUAGACCAGGUGACUAGAAUAGUACAUCAGGGAUAAAGUUUGGAAAUCUGUUUUAUUGUCUGCCUUUGGCACAUUUGACUAUUGUUUAGGCUACUGUCAAAUACCAGUGAUUAUGAAGGCUCUAUUUACUACUCUUCAGCUUGGAUGUGAUAAAAUGAAUAUUUUGAAAGGAAAACAUGACUAAUCAUCAAAUCACAAAUGCCUAUGUCAGUGAAUUUGAAAGCCACCUUCAUGGUUUAUCUCAAAUUACCUUUUUCUGCUCGUGCGCAGUUUUACAACCGUGAACAGGCUUAUGUUUCCUCCUAGGAAAUGCGACAAGUUCAGAAUCCCAUAUCAUGUGUUGCAUAACUAUGUGAUGGCAUAUUAUGUACAAUGUGUCAAAAAUAAUUGUCAAAAUGAUAUUGACAAGGAAUUUAUUGGCUUUAAUCCUUUAUUCAACUCAUUGGGGGCAGUAUAUCAUCAGAUUUGCCUUGGAAGAACAAUUGCAAAUAUGUCGUUGUCCAGAAUCAAGAGAUUCUGAUGCUGUCCCGGUCCACCAACUUUCGACAAAAGCCUCUCAGCUCAUCAUUGUGAUUUGACUUGUGUUUUCAAAGGAAUAAGCCAGUUCACGGUUAGCUCAUGAUCGACUUUUCUCAAUUGACCAGUUGUGAUUUUUCAUUAGGAUAAGCACUAUCAUUUUCAAAUGUAGAUGUUGCGUAAGCUUUACCGGUAGAGUAUUCAAAUUCUAAGAACGAAAGGCAUUGUAUAGACCAGGUGACUAGAAUAGUACAUCAGGGAUAAAGUUUGGAAAUCUGUUUUAUUGUCUGCCUUUGGCACAUUUGACUAUUGUUUAGGCUACUGUCAAAUACCAGUGAUUAUGAAGGCUCUAUUUACUACUCUUCAGCUUGGAUGUGAUAAAAUGAAUAUUUUGAAAGGAAAACAUGACUAAUCAUCAAAUCACAAAUGCCUAUGUCAGUGAAUUUGAAAGCCACCUUCAUGGUUUAUCUCAAAUUACCUUUUUCUGCUCGUGCGCAGUUUUACAACCGUGAACAGGCUUAUGUUUCCUCCUAGGAAAUGCGACAAGUUCAGAAUCCCAUAUCAUGUGUUGCAUAACUAUGUGAUGGCAUAUUAUGUACAAUGUGUCAAAAAUAAUUGUCAAAAUGAUAUUGACAAGGAAUUUAUUGGCUUUAAUCCUUUAUUCAACUCAUUGGGGGCAGUAUAUCAUCAGAUUUGCCUUGGAAGAACAAUUGCAAAUAUGUCGUUGUCCAGAAUCAAGAGAUUCUGAUGCUGUCCCGGUCCACCAACUUUCGACAAAAGCCUCUCAGCUCAUCAUUGUGAUUUGACUUGUGUUUUCAAAGGAAUAAGCCAGUUCACGGUUAGCUCAUGAUCGACUUUUCUCAAUUGACCAGUUGUGAUUUUUCAUUAGGAUAAGCACUAUCAUUUUCAAAUGUAGAUGUUGCGUAAGCUUUACCGGUAGAGUAUUCAAAUUCUAAGAACGAAAGGCAUUGUAUAGACCAGGUGACUAGAAUAGUACAUCAGGGAUAAAGUUUGGAAAUCUGUUUUAUUGUCUGCCUUUGGCACAUUUGACUAUUGUUUAGGCUACUGUCAAAUACCAGUGAUUAUGAAGGCUCUAUUUACUACUCUUCAGCUUGGAUGUGAUAAAAUGAAUAUUUUGAAAGGAAAACAUGACUAAUCAUCAAAUCACAAAUGCCUAUGUCAGUGAAUUUGAAAGCCACCUUCAUGGUUUAUCUCAAAUUACCUUUUUCUGCUCGUGCGCAGUUUUACAACCGUGAACAGGCUUAUGUUUCCUCCUAGGAAAUGCGACAAGUUCAGAAUCCCAGAUCAUGUGUUGCAUAACUAUGUGAUGGCAUAUUAUGUACAAUGUGUCAAAAAUAAUUGUCAAAAUGAUAUUGACAAGGAAUUUAUUGGCUUUAAUCCUUUAUUCAACUCAUUGGGGGCAGUAUAUCAUCAGAUUUGCCUUGGAAGAACAAUUGCAAAUAUGUCGUUGUCCAGAAUCAAGAGAUUCUGAUGCUGUCCCGGUCCACCAACUUUCGACAAAAGCCUCUCAGCUCAUCAUUGUGAUUUGACUUGUGUUUUCAAAGGAAUAAGCCAGUUCACGGUUAGCUCAUGAUCGACUUUUCUCAAUUGACCAGUUGUGAUUUUUCAUUUGGAUAAGCACUAUCAUUUUCAAAUGUAGAUGUUGCGUAAGCUUUACCGGUAGAGUAUUCAAAUUCUAAGAACAAAAGGCAUUGUUUAGACCAGGUGACUAGAGUAGUACAUCAGGGAUAAAGUUUGGAAAUUUGUUUUAUUGUCUGCCUUUGGCACAUAUGACUAUUGUUUAGGCUACUGUCAAAUACCAGUGAUUAUGAAGGUUCUAUUUACUACUCUUCAGCUUGGAUGUGAUAAAUUGAAUAUUUUGAAAGGAAUACAUGAAUAAUCAUCGAAUCACAAAUGCCUAUGUCAGUGAAUUUGAAAGCCACCUUCAUGGUUUAUCUCAAAUUACCUUUUUCUGCUCGUGCGCAGUUUUACAACCGUGAACAGGCUUAUGUUUCCUCCUAGGAAAUGCGACAAGUUCAGAAUCCCAGAUCAUGUGUUGCAUAACUAUGUGAUGGCAUAUUAUGUACAAUGUGUCAAAAAUAAUUGUCAAAAUGAUAUUGACAAGGAAUUUCAUUGGCCUUAAUCCUUUAUUCGACUCAUUGGGGGCAGCAUAUCAUCAGAUUUGCCUUGGAAGAACAAUUGCAAAUAUGUCGUUGUCCAGAGUCAAGAGAUUCCGAUGCUGUCCCGGUCCACCAACUUUCGACAAAAGCCUCACAGCUCAUCAUCGUGAUUUGACUUGUAUUUUCAAAGGAAUUGGUGCGAAAAGUUUUGAAUCCCGGAUGCUAAGCCAGUAAGCGUCAGCGCAAGGUUCUACGAGACAACAUCCAAGGUAUCACGAACUUACCUAACAUAACUAAAUUUAUGUGAUGGCAUAAUAAUGUACAUGUACAACUGGUCACAAAUAAUUAUCAAAAAUUGACAAGGAACUUCAUUGGCUAUAAUCCUUUAUUCAACUCGAUAGUAAAUAAUAGUAAAGUACACUGGUACAAGUUGUAGUUUUGCCCAAUAAGGUUAAAUUUAAUAUAACUUAACUUGCUUAGCAAUUCUCGCUCCACACCGCAUUUUAGGAGUUCACCCCCACGGAGUGGAUAUCGUGUAUGCCUAUGCAUUGUUUGUAUACUGAAUGAAUGUGCAAAUCGUACCAUGAAUUAUGUAAGGGAAUACAAAAAGUAUUUGCUCUUCUAGCCUAAAUGAAUGGAUUUUUUAAGUGGGCCAAAUUUGUGUCACAAUGGCUUAAAAGUAUUACAAUCCUUAUGUAUGUUAUUUAUAAUUUAUUGUGUUUUAUGUUUAAGUUUAACACUAUAUCCUAUUGUUAAAACUGUUUAUAUAAUAAAAAAAUAUAUAUUAACAUUAUAAAGCGAGGUGAUACUAUUUUAUGCAAUAUCAAGCAUUUGAACAGAAAUAAUCGCCGAGGCUUCUGAAAUGUUUCUAAAAUAUACUUAUGAAAUAACAGUACUCCAGCAAUUCAAUAUCACUAUAUCUGUUUUGUGAUGAGGACGUGAUAAUUACACGUUGAUCUUUUUUCCUUUUGUGUGUUUUUUACAUGUGUCUUUCCAAUCAAAUAAAACAGGUACGAACUCAAUGAACUUUA
Molecule: messenger RNA, 6036 nt
Organism: Lytechinus pictus (painted urchin)
Lineage: Eukaryota; Metazoa; Echinodermata; Echinoidea; Temnopleuroida; Toxopneustidae
Product: arylacetamide deacetylase-like
Exons: 5
Coding region: 519-1775 (418 amino acids)
Cellular component (GO): membrane
Molecular function (GO): carboxylic ester hydrolase activity
Source: RefSeq, a predicted model, not a curated record